AUGAGGGGCGGUCCAGUUGGAGAGCGGCAACGCAAAACCCACAAGAAGUCACGUGCUGGCUGUGAUCAAUGCAAGAAACGUCACUACAAGUGUGAUGAAGGGAAGCCCUCGUGUGGUGGAUGCGCUAAGAGAAAAGUCGAAUGUAGCUUCACAACAGCUCAAAGUCCCGGUUCAGAUGUCUCCGUCAAUACCAGGGUAUUCAACGCGAUCUCGCACAACAUCACCGAAUACGAUGGUAACUCUGAGUCGUCCCUGCCUAUGGCGGAUCUGGAACUGCUCCAUCAAUCCAUGACUAGUACUGCGUACACCAUAACACCGGACCACAAGCCAAACAAGGACGAAGGAAAACUGCCUCUACGUUUUGAUUAUCUAAUGCAUUCCACACUUGCACUGGCAGCACUACACCUAUACUCGGAACAACCUCAUCGGCUGGAGCUCCUAUCCAGAGCAGCUUCUCAUCAGCAUGCUGCUUUGUCUCUUGUACGUCCUCACAUCAUAGACGGCACUCCUGAACACAGCCAAGCGAUCUUGGGUUUCGCCGCCAUCACUUCUAUAUUUGCGCUUGCUGAGCCUGCGUACGACCCCCGUGGCCUUGGAUUGGUGCGUGAUCCUGUGGAUGAACUGCUUAAUUCCUUCCAUCUUGGCAGAGGCAUCAAAACUAUUCUUACGCAAAAAUGGCACGUACUUCAGCACAAUGAAUCAAUACAAAAAGUAGCCGUUCUUACGGACUACACGGCGCUCAUACCGACAUUGGACAACGUAUAUCCUGCAUAUCCGAUCUUGCGUGGUGUCAUAUCGCAACAUUGUCACGACGAUGAAGCAGCUUCAUGUCUACACGCUGCGCAGACCGUAUUUCACUACAUGGCAAUCAUGGAGGCGCACCACCAGGAAGUUCCUGGACCAAUGUACAUUCAGAUGUGGCCUAUCGAUGUCAGCACAGUUUUCCUCGAUAUGCUGGCUGAUCGUCAUUCGAUAGCUCUUAUCGUACUGGCUCAUUACGCGGCACUGAUGAGGACGAGAUCGAACACCUGGUGGCUUGAGCGAUGGCCUUCUGCUUUGAUCCAGCAUAUUACCAUGAUCCUAGAUCCUAGUCUCAUCGUCCAUCUUGACUGGCCUAGAGACAAAGUCCUGCGAUUGGACCAGACAUUCCCGUCUCCAGUGGAGAUGGACCUGGCCGUCGCCUGA
Molecule: messenger RNA, 1185 nt
Organism: Aureobasidium subglaciale EXF-2481
Lineage: Eukaryota; Fungi; Ascomycota; Dothideomycetes; Dothideales; Saccotheciaceae
Exons: 2
Coding region: 1-1185 (394 amino acids)
Biological process (GO): regulation of transcription by RNA polymerase II
Molecular function (GO): DNA-binding transcription activator activity, RNA polymerase II-specific; zinc ion binding
Source: RefSeq, a predicted model, not a curated record